Molecule: messenger RNA, 747 nt
Organism: Paramacrobiotus metropolitanus
Lineage: Eukaryota; Metazoa; Tardigrada; Eutardigrada; Parachela; Macrobiotidae
Product: cytochrome P450 2J6-like
Exons: 3
Coding region: 1-747 (248 amino acids)
Biological process (GO): xenobiotic metabolic process
Cellular component (GO): intracellular membrane-bounded organelle; cytoplasm
Molecular function (GO): heme binding; iron ion binding; oxidoreductase activity, acting on paired donors, with incorporation or reduction of molecular oxygen, reduced flavin or flavoprotein as one donor, and incorporation of one atom of oxygen
Source: RefSeq, a predicted model, not a curated record
AUGGUCGACUUCGUUGUUGUGGCAACUGCCUUUGUCGUCAUCGCUAUUGCCGUGUAUUUCUGGCAGCAGAAAUCCACUGCGAAACUCCCUAAUGGACCAACGGGAUGGCCCAUUGUGGGCAAUCUGGAUUUUUUUCUCUCACCUGGUCCGCAACGACAUUUCAAAUUCCUGGAGACGGGACGAAAAUACGGCGGAAUAUUUCGCUUCAGAAUCGGCAUACUGAACAGCGCUUGUGUUACUUCCUAUCGUCUGUUCCGGGAAGCCACAGUUGAAAAAGGUUGGUCAUUCGCGGAUCGUCCACACGAUAUACGGUUUCCAGAACUGGAUACAGGAAUCUUAACAAGCGGUGUGGACGAUGUUUCCAAAGCAAUCCGCCGUUUCACCGUUGUCAGUCUGCGCAGUUUCGGAUUUGGUAAAACUGACAUGCAGAACAUCAUCCUCAAUGAAGCGGAUCUGCUGGUUGAAGAAUUCCAGCGUACCAACGGAUCACCCUUCAACCCGCGCAACGCUCUGACGACAGCAACGGCCAAUAUCAUGUCCGCGCUGCUGAUUGGUAAACGCUUCGACCAUGAGGAGGCGGGGUUUAGCUUUAUUAGUGAGAAGAUGAGUCAGGCGUUGAAGCUGGUCAACACGACUAUGCUGGUCAGCGCAUUUCCUUGGCUGCGCUUGUGGCCGCACAAAGACUACCGAGUGUGUCUUGGGAAUUUUCGCGAUACCAAGACGUUUAUUCGCGGACUGAUCAAGUAG